ACCACGCCUUUCUUUUGUUGAUAUCUGACAAAAUAUGGCGAGCUGCAUUGUCUGUGUCAAAUUUUCCGAAAAACCCGGACGCCCUCGUCUAGAUGGAGUGGAUCUCGGUUCACCUGUUGCAGAAUUUAGAGAAAGAGUUUCAAAUGUCUUCGAUAUUCCGUCAACAGAUAUAAAUCUAGUUUACUGUGGAAAGUUGAUGAAAGAUGCAGAAACCUUAUCAGGAUGCGGGGUGAAGGCAGGAUGCACCGUGCACAUUCUGAGGAAGAAACUUCCCGAGCCAGAAGUCAAACCAGAGCCCCUUGAUGAUACUGCAAUCCGUCAACUCUUGAAUGCUCUUCAUGCAGCCCUUUUAAACCCAGCUCAUAGACAAGCUGUACACAAGAUUUUGACAAGUCCUGAAACAAUUGAUAACAUCAUCGCUGCUACUCCAGGAAUGUCUACGGACCACAUAGCUAUGUCUAUGCUGAGAGAUCCUCAACUACUUGUUCAAGUUGCUGAUCCUGACAACGUCCGAAGGAUCGUAAAAGCUCAUCCAGCGAUAGGUCAUGCUGUGAUGCACAUUGCAGCAUCAGUCACGGAGGAGGCUGCCCUCGGUGGCAGAGGGGGAACUCUCGGACAAGAUGCCCCAUUAGAUCCAGCCUUUUUCCCUGAUUUAACAUCCGAUGAAGAGAUGGAAACGGCCGAGGGUGGACCAAGCACAAGCCAGGGUGCAGGUCAAAGGUCAAGAGGUCAAGGAGGUCAGGGAGGCAUUACCACAGCACAGCUUACUGCUGCACUGGCUGCCGCUGGAGUUGGCAGACCGGGAAAUGCAGGGAUGAUGUUAAGACCGUUUGAAGGGCCAGUAGGGGGCGCCAAUCAGUCACCAUCGUCAUCAGCAGCAGCAGCACCAUCAUCCCCCAGGCCACCUCCCAACCAGGGUGCUGCCCCGCCCCUAGGAGGAGGGGUAGGGGGAGGGGCACAGCCUCUGCUCACAGCCGACAUUUUCAGACAAGCCAUGAGUCAAGCACUGCAGGUGGCUCAGAGGGGGAGAGGACCAGGUGAUGCCACCGAUGGGGUCACGUCGGCACCCCCGACUCAAAACUUUGAGCCUCAAAUGCAGCAAUUGAGAGACAUGGGACUGACAGACGACACUACUAAUCUGAGAGCACUUCAAGCAACAGGAGGUGAUCUACAAGCAGCAUUGCAUCUAAUUCUAGAGGGAAGAAUGUGAUCAUAGACUGCUCAGUGAUACUAGAAUGAGAUUCCAUUGCACUUGCUCCUAUAGAAAACCCAGGGCCAUGUCUGACAGAGAGUUGUGAUUGAGCCUACCAAUUGCAACUAUGCAAUGCCAUGAACGCUUACAUCUGGAAUUCUUCUGUCCGGUCAAAGAUUUUUUUUUUAAUGUGAUGUCAAUGGAAUACCAACCUUGAAGGGUACGGAACUGAUGAUGCAACUAUAAGACGUUUUUUUUUGCAUUGAAGCGAUGUGGAUACCAAGUCUCAAUGGAAAAUGAUGAAAAAAAACAUUGAUAUGUCAAAUUUGGUGGGAGUCGAUCCAAAGGGCUCCCCCGAGAUGUCACUGCGUAAAUACCUACAGUGGUGCUCACAAGUUAGUGAACCCCAUCAGAGAAUAAAUAUAUUUAUAGUGUUCAUGUUCUGCCAUGUUUCCGAAAUUUAAUUGUGAAGUCAGGUGAUAAAGAUGUUACAUUAAAAAAGUUUGUUUCUCUUACUUCACCAAACAUUGUGAUUUCAAGUCCAGUGUUGGCCUUGGUGUUGAAAUUUGGAAAGCUUCCCUUACAUGUAGCUCCAAAACUUAUUCAGAUUUGUGAAACUGAUCCAGAUCACAUUAUUGACUUCUCAACAACCAGUGAGUGACUUUUCAGGACCAUCUUCAUGCUAUGUUUGGUGUUAUAAUCAUGUUAAAAUUGACCUAGCACCAACACCAAAAGGUCAACACUGAAUUUGAAAUCACCCAUUGUAGUGUUGUUGUCUAUAUUCAACUCUCAGCAUGAAGGAGUGCAUUUUGUGGUGGGAUUCACUACAUUUUUAGCACAACUUUAACUAUUUUUUAUCCCCAUUGAAAAUUGUGUAAAUUGGCCUUGUACCAGAUCCAAUUUAGUCUGAUCAACUUGCCCUGGUUCCAAAUCCAAUUGACGCUGAUAUCAAUUUUGCGAACUAGAUGUUCAUGGCCAUAUCUUGGGCCAAUACAAACCAAUUCAUGUCUUAUUUUACUUUUUUUUUGGUCAUUCGUUACCAAAUAUGGUCAUGAUAUUGCUAGGAAGAAAAAAAUAGGAAGUUGGACACACUUAAUUACUCUGUAACCCAAUUUAUUGUCGGUGCUACUUUUUAUUGAAAAUUGCUAAAUUGGGCCUUCAAGUGAGCCAAACAAAAAGUAACUUAAUAUGGAUUUACUGUUGAAUCUACACACUUGUCAAGAGGGAAGACAGUAUUUGUAAAAUCAGGGAAUGGGGAGAUCCUUACUUGGAAAAUGAAUGCACUGUAAAUAUAUUUGUAUUUAAAAAGCUAGAUGCACAGAAAAGCCAUGAUACACUUCUUCAAAAAUGCUUUUCUCUAAAUAAUGAGCUCAUUAUGAUACUACAUCAUCUAGCUCUCAGCUAGACUGAACCCACAAACACAUUUAACCUCUACUCAUUUUGAAAUAUCAGUGCAAUUAUGUCAUUCAUAUCAAAGGGGUGAAGUAGGUGCAGGGGAAGAUGAAAUAAAGUAGCAUUAAAAAUAGCCCUCAAAUUUUAUUAUUACGAUCCGUACCAGAUAGUUUACAGUGAGGUUUUGAUACAAUUCUGUUCAUGGCAAUUGGCAAAAGAGAUCACGAUAUUUCUAGUUAUUUUCACAAGUAGGUGAGACAAAAUGGUUUGUUGUUCUAACCAUGUGCGCAGUUUUAAUAUGUAUCAAAUCAGAAAUAUUUGUGGUUUCUUUUGUUUAUAAAUGUUCUUAAUUAUAAUAAACUGUUCUUCGUCAAAUAAUUUGGAUGUAUUCUUUGUGUAUGUGAGGGUGUGUUUCCAAUUACAUGUUAUCAGAGUUUGACAAUUACUGACUAACUGGUCUCUUUUGAACAUAAUGUGAAUGCAACAAUAGAUUUGAAAAGCUUUUGCAAGUUUUGGAAUUGAUCGAUGGGGGGGGGGUGUCGUUCCAAAAGUUAAGUCAGUCUAAAAGUCAUGCUAAGUGAUAUUUCAAUGUGUGAUCUCCUUAAAUAAUAUGCAGUAUAUUUUACCCCGCAAGGCGCAAGUGUCCCAGGGGGGGGGGCUACUUACAUGUAGUAUAAACGUAUGAUGCGUAUGUGCCGCGGUCGAGACCUUUCAUUUUCAGCCUAAAUUUCUACCCUCAAAUUUGUGGUUUCUUGUGACUUAGCGCUUUUAUACUGCCACUACAAUGCUACGUUCUGGAGGUCCCGAUUUUUACGGGUUAGUUCUAGAGCAUUCAAUUUUUAGCAAUUAUUGAUCGAAGAGCCUUUCAGGAUACCCCCAUUUUAAGACCAAGAUUUAGUUCAAGAGCCCCCUAUUUGACCAAGAUUUAGUUCUAGAGCCCAUUUUCGACUUUGGUGUGGCACAUAGGUAUCGUGUUAUAAUUCGAGGAGCCCCCUCCCCCAGAGCAAGUGUGAUCUGACCAAUGCAUUGAUGCAUUCUAUACCAAAUUUAACUUGAAAUUAGAAAUGUAAGUUUUAUAAGUCACAUUUUGCUCUUUGUAAAAAACACCCCCACCCCCCAUGUGGUCCCAUAAUAUACAAUGUAGGACUUGCAUGAUUUUCAUUAAUAACGCAGUAUACGAACAUUACAUACUUAUACUGACACAAAAAUCAUAUCAUUUCAAUGAGGAUUUUAUUACUUUAAUCUUGACAAAAUAAAUUAUUGUGGCAAAUUUACAACAGUUGGCAAAAUAAAGGACUCAACAAAAACAUCAAAAACAGUGUAUACAUUUUUUUUUAAAAUUAUACAAAAAAUGUACAUUAUUCCAGUUCAAAUCAAGCAAAUUAAGUUGAAACAUAUUCACAAACACAUCCUUGUAAAUAAUUGAGAAAAAAUUAAACAAAUAAGUAAACAUGUUGAUCUUGAUACACAAUUACAAAUAUACAAUAUUUCCUCAGAUAAAUAUAUUUGUUUAAGUAGUUCUUUUUGUACAGACAGUUUGUAAUUUCAUUCAACAGAUAUAUACAAGCCUGUAGUGCCUAAUAUAACUAUUUCACAUCAAAUUAUUUCCUGGAAUGUUGUGUAUAUAUGUAGAUGUUGAAAAAGGCAACAUGGUCAUGAAGAGGUUCAUCCGAAUUAUAAAAAUAUGAGUUUUGUUAAAACUGUAUAUAUUGACCAAAAACUGAUUCUACAACAAAUGUCUAUCAGUUUAAACUACAUUCACAAGAAUUCAUAUUUACUGAGGUCAUCUGAGGGAAGUUCACACAUAGUUAGGCACUAACAUUCAAUCUUGUUGCUUGUACGAAGUAGGACACAUCCUCUUUGCAUGAUUUGACCAAUGAAGUGAUGCAUUUUAUAACGCACACUGCUGGGAAUUUAAGUGACUUUCAGUCAAACUUAAAUCUGUGUUAAACACCCCUAUUAUACUCGAUUGAAUUUCACAAUCAAGAUGGUUACAACAUCAUCGGUACCGGUCGAGGUGAUGUGGUAUGAGGCCCCUGACUUCACACAUGAAUAAAAGGGUCAAGAGUUCAAUUCAUUGCACACCACUUGUAUUCUAUGAAUAUUGUGGGUUUUUUUUAAUCAUACAUCAAACAGCUAAAAUCUUCAAGUAUUACUGAUACCACCAUGUGGUGAUGGUUUUCUCUUUUUUUCUAUCUUUCUCUAAAUUAAAAGGUAAUAAUGAUGUCAUGUACAUUUGGGUACAUCUCUGAAUUAAACAUAAAUAAAUAAAUGAAUAAAUAAAUAAAUUAGAGAAAAAACAAAUACAUAUACUCAAGCCAGGUGAAUGAAAGUCAUACAUAAUUUUUGAAAGGAAACUUCUUUUUAAAAUCACAUUUUUUCAUUUCACUCUACCGGUAAAUUGACUGUAGCAGCAUAAGAACAAAGUAUGGGAUGACUUUAACAGAGACGAUAAACCGAUACUCUGAUCAUCUUAACACAAAUGAUGGAUGACUGAAGAAACAUCUAUCCUGACUUUUGAGUCCUGAGUCUUGAGCAGCAUUAUCAUUUGGAAUCAAAUGUACAAAUCACAUUUAGAAUCUUGAAGAUAUUAAUUUCUCAAAAAUAAAUCUUGCAUUUCUACAAAUAUUUCAUUUCUAUAAUUUAUUUUCUUAGAUAAUUACAAAUCUUUCACUUGAGAUACGGAAAACUGUUCUCCAUUAAACAAGAGUGAAAGGGUGUUCUUUAUUUCUAAACAAAUUCUGAAACCAAAAGUUGCACUACACAAUACAGACAGAUACAAACUACCCUUUGACUGCUUUUGGAAAUUCUAAAAACAAACAAACUGCUUUGGCAAAAGCAUCCGUGUGUUCACUUCAAUGGAUCAUGUAAGGGGGGGGGGUCAACAAGUCAAAAAGUUCGCUCUCACCAACAUAAACAAGUUUUUUUUUAUAGGUCAAUAUUUUCCUCGAAGAAAAAUCGGCUAGCAAAGAAAGUGGAUUAAAUACAAAAAGAGUUUACAUUUUCCUAUUCUGUACCCAGCGAGGCUUGUAAAACCUUGACACUACAGCAUGUCGAUCAACAAUGAAACAUUUACUAUAUUCUGUUCGUACAUAUACAUCACCUUCCAUAAAUCAAUAAAUUCCUUACUAAAAGCAACUUUUUUGACAAGAUCACAAUAAAUCUUUCAACUUUUGUACAGCCAAAUUUCCCUGGAGUUGAACAGAAUUCUGAGUAUUUUCCCUUGAAUCAUCUCGUCUGUGAUUUUCACUGACAUAUUAUCUAUGCUUCAUAAAAUAUUCCAUCAAACCAAGAGAUUUGACUACCUGAGUUACUUGUUUUAUUAUCACGAGUUCUCACUUUAUUUCUACAAUCAGGACACACAUAUUUUUGCUCAUGGAGACUAGUUCUUCAGUCAUAGCAUUCUACUGCACACU
Lytechinus variegatus (green sea urchin) is the source of this 6000-nucleotide messenger RNA. RefSeq names its product ubiquitin-like protein 7 (gene ubl7). Lineage: Eukaryota; Metazoa; Echinodermata; Echinoidea; Temnopleuroida; Toxopneustidae. The record is from RefSeq and is a predicted model, not a curated record. Gene Ontology annotation, molecular function: polyubiquitin modification-dependent protein binding. Gene Ontology annotation, biological process: ubiquitin-dependent protein catabolic process. The coding region runs from base 35 to 1210 and encodes 391 amino acids. The transcript is spliced from 10 exons. Gene Ontology annotation, cellular component: cytosol.